AGGCUUACAAUUCAAUAGUAAGGUAAACUACCAUGGCCCCCAGCAGCAAGAAUACGUCGGCCACAAAUGCGCCGCUGGUCACCAAGCGCCAAGAGUCGCGGAAACAGUGGCAGGGAGUAGGCUAUUCCUGCCUGGCAUUUUCACUUGGGUGUUUCGGCUUGAGUCAGUUUUUCCUCCCAACAAUCCUGGACCCGGGGACCAAACCGGAGCAGCAGCGACUUUACAGCAGCCUCGCAGUGGCCUGGUGCGUCUUCGUAUUAAGCCUCAUCCGGAGCUUCAUCUGGCAAUCAGAUAAGGUGGCUGCGCCAGGGCAAGAGCAAGUUGCCUCUGACGGCAAACAGGCAGCGGUAGAGGAAGAGGAGGACUCGAACAAGAAGGGAGCCGCCACGCGGCGGCCGCGGAGAGCGUGAUGCUAGCGGUUGCAAGGACGAGGGCAAAAUUACUGCGAUGUAGGUGGGAGGAGAAACUGGCGCCAGCAAAGAGCCGUGUUGCAGGCCGGCGCGGGAAUGUAUGGUUUGGUGAACUGGUGUGAUGACGGAAUGCGGGUGCUUCUUGGCGCGGUGUGGCUGGGUGGCAUGGAUUGGUAAUGCAUUGUGCUUUACAGCUCAAGGUGCAGGCUGGGCGACAUUUCAGGCCCAGGCCCGGGGAUCGGAGGUGUUAGGAUAGCGGUUGUGGCGAGCGGUAGUGGCCUAGUGGGUCAAACCGCAAUGUAAUGGGGCAUGUCGUGAAGGGGCACCGGUGCGCGGCAGACAAGCGCUGAAAUCGGCUGAUGUGCUGUACCUACUCGCCCUAGCCUAAAUAAAUACCGUGGUAGGCUGUCGGCGCUGCAGGUGCCGUGCGACGCACGUCCCGGUCUACCUCUAAAAUAUAACAGCCUUAUGGCUUAUGAUAACACUCAUGAAUCAUGAGCCCC
This is a messenger RNA of Chlamydomonas reinhardtii, 913 nucleotides long. RefSeq lists its product as uncharacterized. Bases 33 to 410 code for a protein of 125 amino acids. The record is from RefSeq and is a predicted model, not a curated record. NCBI's taxonomy places the organism in Eukaryota, Viridiplantae, Chlorophyta, Chlorophyceae, Chlamydomonadales, Chlamydomonadaceae. The transcript has 3 exons.